This is a messenger RNA of Melospiza georgiana, 1539 nucleotides long. RefSeq names its product ectonucleotide pyrophosphatase/phosphodiesterase 7 (gene ENPP7). NCBI's taxonomy places the organism in Eukaryota, Metazoa, Chordata, Aves, Passeriformes, Passerellidae. The record is from RefSeq and is a predicted model, not a curated record. The transcript has 5 exons. Bases 1 to 1539 code for a protein of 512 amino acids.
AUGAAGAUGCUGCUGUCCCUGGGGCUGCUCUUUGCUGCCCUGUCCCUGGGGAGCUGCAUGCCCCUGCAGCAAACUGCGUCCAACCGCAGCAAGCUGCUCCUGGUGUCCUUCGAUGGCUUCCGCUGGAACUACGACCAGGACGUGGACACCCCCAACCUGGACGCCAUGGCUGCAGAGGGGGUGAAGGCCAAGUACAUGACCCCUGCCUUCGUCACCCUCACCAGCCCCUGCCACUUCACGCUGCUGACCGGGCGGUACCUGGAGAACCACGGGGUGAUCCACAACAUGUGGUUCGACACCAAAACUGGCGUGAGACUGCCCUACUACACCACACAAGGCAUAAGCAGCUGGUGGGACAACGGCAGCCUGCCCAUCUGGAUCACUGCCCAGAGACAGGGUUUGAAGACAGGCUCCAUCCACUUCCCUGGAACCAAGGCAAAAUACCAAAAGGAAGAAGUGUACAAGAAGUUGGUGGAACCUGCGUUGUUCAACUACAGCAACGAAAACAACUGGAGGCAGAGCAUCGACACCGUCAUGGAGUGGUUCACGGUGGACAACCUGGACUUCAUCACGCUCUACUUCGGGGAGCCAGACUCCUCAGGACACAAGUAUGGCCCUGAAUCCAUACAGAGGAAAAACAUGAUCAAGCAGGUGGACAGAACCGUGGGUUACCUGAGGCAGCGCAUCCGGGAGAGCGGCCUGGAGUCCAACCUGAACCUCAUCAUCACGUCCGACCACGGCAUGGAGACCGUGGUGAAAACCAACGAGAUCCACCUCCGCACCGUCACCAACUUCACCUUCAAGGACCUCGACUUCGAGCUCCUCGAUUAUGGACCAAGUGGGCUCCUGGUGCCCAAGGAAGGGAAACUGGAGCACGUGUACUCUGUCCUGAAAAACGCCCACCCGAAGCUGCACGUUUACAAGAAGGAAGAGUUUCCAAAGAGGUUCCACUACGCCAACCAUUCCCGGAUCACCCCACUUGUGCUGUACAGCGAUCCAGGCUACGUGAUCCAUGGGAGGUACAAGGUCCAGUUCAACAAAGGAGAGCACGGCUUUGACAACCAGGCCAUGAACAUGAAAACCAUCUUCCGUGCCGUGGGGCCGGCCUUCAAGAAGGGGCUGGAGGUGGAGCCCUUCGAAAGCGUCAAUGUCUACGCCCUCCUCUGCGAGCUGCUGGGCAUCACCCCCGAGCCCCACGACGGCUCCCUGGAGGCCACCAAGCCCAUGCUGAGGGAACCCACCGACGGUGACGGUGGCAACGGCAGCAAUGGUGACGGCAAUGGAAACGGUGACGGCAACGGCAGCAAUGGGCACCGGGAGCACAGCGGGAGUGGCACCGGGAGCGGCACUGGGGGUGGCAAUGGGCACCGCGGGUGGCAAUGGGCACCGCGGGUGGCAAUGGGCACCGAGAGCGGCACCGGGCACCGGGCGCGCUCCGCUCCGCCGGGAUUCCCGCGGGAACAGCGACGCCUGGCGGCCGCCGCCACCCCCGGCGGCUCGGGGCACCGGGCCGUGCCCCCCAUCCCCGCCGCUCGGUAA